ACAGAGAGAGGGGCGCAACAAUAUGAUGGACCUUUUUGAGACCAACGCUUAUCUUUUCAGUGAUUUGCGCUAUUUGGAGGAAGGAGAUCAUGGACCACUGCAGCACUUGGACAUGGCGGGGGUGUCUCCUCUGUACAACGGCAAUGACAGCCCGCUGUCUCCGGGCCAGGAUAAUGUUCCGUCCGAGACCGGGGGGGAGAGCAGCGGGGAGGAGCACGUCCUUGCGCCUCCGGGACUCCGUGCGCACUGCGAGGGCCAGUGCCUCAUGUGGGCCUGUAAGAUUUGCAAGAGAAAGUCAGCGCCGACGGACAGACGCAAGGCCGCCACGCUCAGGGAGAGGCGGAGGCUCAAGAAGAUCAACGAGGCCUUCGACGCGCUGAAGAGGAAGACCGUGGCCAACCCCAACCAGAGGCUACCCAAGGUGGAGAUUUUACGCAGCGCCAUCAGCUACAUUGAGAGAUUACAGGACCUGCUGCAAACGCUGGACGAGCAGGAGAAAACCCAGAACGGAUCAUCCCAUAACUCUAACUCUAAAGAACACAGUGUUUCCAGUCAUGAGUACCACUGGAAAAAGUCGUCUGAGCCCUGGCCGACUUCUGCUGACCAUUCCACUGCAGCGAUGAUAAACCAGAGAGAAGGAACCGGUGAGUCCUCUGCGUCCUCCAGCCUCCUGCGUCUGUCCUCCAUUGUGGACAGCAUCACCAGCGACGAGAAAAUCAGCUUCAGCGAGGACGCUUCAGAAAACUGAAACUGGAACAUCAGUGAAAACCUUUGCUAGAAAACAUAUUUAAAAUUUUAAAUUUCCAUUGUUUAUCUCUAAAUUAUUUCCACAGGUAGUCAGCCGUUCUGGCUUCUGUUUGUUGUGUAGUCUUCGUUUGUACAGCAGGAGCAACACAUUUGUACAUAUUUUAUAAUAAUGUGAUGUUUAGAUUUAUUUAUUUUGUAUUCAAAGGCAGACAAACACUUUAAAAAGCUGAUAUUGUAUUUAAAUAUUUGUACAUAACUGAC
Molecule: messenger RNA, 1008 nt
Organism: Toxotes jaculatrix (banded archerfish)
Lineage: Eukaryota; Metazoa; Chordata; Actinopteri; Toxotidae
Gene: myf6
Product: myogenic factor 6
Exons: 3
Coding region: 23-748 (241 amino acids)
Biological process (GO): positive regulation of myoblast differentiation; regulation of transcription by RNA polymerase II; muscle organ development
Molecular function (GO): protein dimerization activity; DNA-binding transcription factor activity, RNA polymerase II-specific; RNA polymerase II cis-regulatory region sequence-specific DNA binding
Source: RefSeq, a predicted model, not a curated record